AUUAACGUAAAAAAGGAGUUUUGAAAAGGCUAAGCCAAGUCCAAAUGAUCAAAUAAUGAUUUACGGAUGACUCAGAGAAUCGAAGAUUUUUUUUAAUUUAUUAUUUACUUGAUGAUAAACUUGAUAAUAUACUAUUUUUGCCUGGGAACUAGUUUAAGUUUGGAGAUUAAAUCUUUAAUAGCCGAAACACCAACAAUAUACACGAAGUUUUACACGAAAAACGCCAUUUUAAUUAUUCUUUUUUCCAUUUGGCGUAAUAUAUAUAUAUAUGUAUUAUA
This is a messenger RNA of Rhizophagus irregularis DAOM 181602=DAOM 197198, 278 nucleotides long. NCBI's taxonomy places the organism in Eukaryota, Fungi, Glomeromycota, Glomeromycetes, Glomerales, Glomeraceae. The record is from RefSeq and is a predicted model, not a curated record.